This is a messenger RNA of Ogataea angusta, 2586 nucleotides long. RefSeq lists its product as uncharacterized. Gene Ontology annotation, cellular component: nucleus. Lineage: Eukaryota; Fungi; Ascomycota; Pichiomycetes; Pichiales; Pichiaceae. Gene Ontology annotation, biological process: DNA-templated transcription; regulation of DNA-templated transcription. The transcript has a single exon. Gene Ontology annotation, molecular function: zinc ion binding; DNA-binding transcription factor activity, RNA polymerase II-specific; transcription cis-regulatory region binding. The record is from RefSeq and is a predicted model, not a curated record. The coding region runs from base 1 to 2586 and encodes 861 amino acids.
AUGUCCAACAUUUCGAUAAGUGGAUCAGUCGAGAGACCAGAGGUGCCGGUGAUCGCCCCAAAAGUUGAAACUGACGACGAAUCAGUACUAGCCGACUCCCCAUAUGCUCCAAGACUAAAAAGAGCAUUCUCUUCGGCGGAUAGCGCGCGCAACUCGAAAAGGACCAAAGAUGAGGAAAAUUCACCCUCCUCUUCCGGUCACGCCGCUGGCCAUCGCCCAGUGACCUCAUGUACUCACUGUCGCCAGCAUAAGAUCAAAUGUAACGCUUCCGAACGGUUUCCCGUUCCUUGUUCUCGCUGUGAGCGCAUGGACUUGAAAUGCGAGAUAGACCCCCAGUUCAGGCCCAAAAAAGGCUCUCAGCUUCAGUCUCUUCGUAAUGAUGUCGACGAGCUACGCAAAAAAAUUGAGUUUUUGACCAAGAAUGAAUCGCUGAUUUCGAAUGUGCUCCAGUCCUCUAAUCCAGAUCUUUUACAACAAUUGAAGGAGAAGAAACCAGUACAGUCUUUGCAGACCUCGCAAGCACCACUCACCGUCGAAGAAACUCAGGGUCCUCCAAGACCCGCAGUGACAGAGCUGAAUCCUCUUCCUGUUUCCCAGACGAAUUCGGUGAAGAGCAACGGCUCUGUAUCCGAAUUCAUACUGGGCGACGUGAAAAUUUCGUACGAGAAAGCCACAGAAUUACAUCAGAGAUUCAUCAUUCACUAUCUACCUUAUCUCCCCAUUAUGAUUUCGAACGACUGUGUGCAGCUGUACCAGCAAUCACAGCUUUUAUUCUGGACCGUGAUGCUCACCGCAUGCCUUUCUGAUGCUGAGCCAUCUUUAUACAUUUCGUUGGCGUCUCUCAUCAAACAGCUUGCCAUAGAGACAUGCUGGAUCAAAACUCCCAGAAGUACUCACAUUGUUCAGGCGCUUUUGAUACUGGGGACCUGGCCACUACCUAACCAGAAAGUUCUGGACGAUUGUUCCUACAGAUUUGUCGGACUGGCAAAGAGUCUGUCUCUUCAGCUGGGACUGCAUAGGGGCAAAUUCAUUAGUGAGUUCUCAAGAACCCAAGUGGCUCUUCCAGACGCGGAGAAAUGGCGCACAAGAACAUGGCUGGCUGUAUUUUUUGCUGAUCAGUUCUGGGCGUCAAACCUGGGUCUCCCUUCCUCUAUGCAGACAGAUUUCCUGCUUGAACAGGCCCGAAUUGAUCAGUCGCUCCCGAAGAAUUUCCGGUGUCUGAUUUCGUUGGCCAUUUUCCAAGCAAAGCUUGUGAAUGUGAUGGGGUCUAGUGUCACAAGUCCUGACGGGCUCAUGGAUCCGCGAAACAGAGCAGGUGCUUUGGCGAUUUUAGAAAGAGAACUUGAACGGCUAGCGUACAAACUGCAAAUCAACGAUAUAGUCGUGGAAAGCUACUAUCUUUAUGUCCAGCUGAUGGUGUGCUGCUUCGCUUUUCUUCCAGAGACGCCCAGCGAAGACCAAACGAAAUAUGUCACGCAAGCUUACCUUUCGGCAACUAGAAUCGUUACAAUUGUUUCAAAGCUGACUGAGUCUAGGCAACUCACAGAGUAUCCUAUUUAUGUGCGACAGGCGGUUUCCAUGGCUGCUUUUGUAUUAUUCAGACUUCAUUUGACACCAUAUUUAUUACCAAAGUACAUCGAUUCGGCAAGACAAUCAAUCGUCACUGUCCACCGCUUGUUCCGUAAUAUGCUCGCUGCUUGGAAGGAUGUUGAGAAUGAUAUUAGUCGAACUGCCACUGUGCUCGAGAAACUGAACUUUGUCAUCAUCACGCACCCAGAGCUUUUCACAGAAACAGAUGGUAUCAUCGCAAGAAUGCGGUCGCACCUGACAGGCUCGUUGUUCUAUGAUUUGGUUUGGUGUAUCCAUGAGGCAAGACGAAGAUUGAUUGCUGAACAAAAUUCUCCCGUCAAAGAAAGCAAACCAAAGAGCAGUCGCAAAGUGCUCCCAUUACCAUUUUACAACCAGAUCACAAAAGACGACUUUAGAGCAAUUACCACCACAACUCCAAAUGGAACGACCGUCACCACACUCGUGCCUACUCACCAAGCUAUAUCGAAUGCUCGGGCGAACGCGUCUGCUGCCGGACUAUCAGACCCUACCGAAAUCAAUGGAAUUCCUUUGGCGAUGCUUGAGGCCACUGGCUCGCUACCUGACAAAAACAAACACGCUGGUAAUGGCACGCAUUCUGAUUCAAUGGACCCUCCAAAAGUUCAGCUACAGAAUAAGAUGGCCACGAAGUCACGGAAGAAGAGCAAAAGUGGCAAUGCAGUUGGUGUCUCAACAAGGCCUAUAGCCCCAGCUCCUCCUAGAUCACAAUCUGGAGCCCCAUUGCCGAUGGAACAAUCGCUUUUUGGUCCUCCUAUAGAUGCCCCGAUGAUGUCCCAAAUCCCACAGCAGGUAGUGUCGCAGACGCCUUCGGCUACCAACUCCAGAAGCAACUCGAAUGAGCACUCGCCAAACUCUGAUGCGCUAAACAACAAUUUGUUCAUUGAUUCCAUAUUCCAACAACAAGGCGGUGCGAAUUGGAUGGACAAUACGGACGAUUUCUUGGGAUGGUUCGACAUAAAUAUGGCUCCUGAAUUCUAA